Messenger RNA from Panicum virgatum (switchgrass), 948 nucleotides. RefSeq lists its product as uncharacterized. The transcript has a single exon. Lineage: Eukaryota; Viridiplantae; Streptophyta; Magnoliopsida; Poales; Poaceae. Bases 1 to 948 code for a protein of 315 amino acids. The record is from RefSeq and is a predicted model, not a curated record.
AUGGCCUCGAGUGCCGCACACCACCAGGAGCUGCUAGACAAGGAUCGCCGACGAACGAAACGCGCGCGCUCACAGUCGUUCUGCCGGUCUCCCGGACUCGCCCACCACUGCAGGAGGCGGAGGGACUGGGCCAACGACCUGAGCCCCGGGCCGGCGGGGCUGAUCGCCGAGCGCGUCCUCUCCGACGACGUCGCCGGCUACGUCCGCUUCCGCGCGGUGUGCGCCGCGUGGCGCGCGUCCUGCGCGGACCCGAGCGCGCACGACGUCUUCGACCCCCGGUUCCACCCGCGGCGGUGGGCCAUGAUCCCGCGGCGCUCCUCCUCCAACGCCGUCGUCCGCAGCCAGCGGGCCUUCCUCAACGCCUCGACCGGCGAGUGCAUCCACGUGCGCCUCCCGGACCUCCGCCACGGCCACUACCUCUUCGGGCCCACCGCCGAGGGCCUCGUCGUCCAGCUCCACAACCCGCUGACGGGGCAGCGCGCGACCUCGCUGCUCGUCCCGACGAGCGCGUCCAAUGCCUACAGGAUAACGGACGCCUUCCGCGUGAGGAGCGCCGGCCUCGCCGGCGGCUCGACGGUCGCGCUCCACUACGGCAAUGCCGCUGUAGCCGUCGCCAGGCCCGGUGACGAGUGCUGGACGCAGCUGGGACCCAUCGGAAACUUCAAGUCAGCCGCGUCCUUCGCGGGCCGCUUCUACUGCGUCACCUUCGAGAGCAUCUCGGUGCUGGAAGCCACGGCGAGCCAGCCGCCGCGGCUGGUGGCGGCCGUCGAUCUGAAGCCCCGCGGGUUUCUUUGGUCAGACAUGGUACACCUCGUCGACAGGGACGGAGAGUUGGUCCUUGUCCACUGCGUGCUGAAUCCUACCAGCACUAACUUUUGUGGAAGGUACACGGCGUACCGGGUGAACCUGGACAAGAGAGACAUGGUGGCCAUACCCGGCUUGCGAUAA